ACCGAGAAUCACGUGGUUGGAGCGCUGCUUGUUCCUGUUGUGGUCGGAAUAGAUGGAGCACAUGACAUGUGUCUCUGAAGCAGAUUAUUACCUCUGAUGUGCUCGAUGUUUUAUUAAAUACAUAAUAGCGAGACCAUUGAAAGGUUGCGUCUUUGCUUAAAAGGAUGGUGUUUUACUUUAAAAGCGCCGUUGUCUCACCGCCCUAUACCAUCUAUAUGGGCAAAGAUAAAUAUGAAAAUGAAGAUCUUAUAAAAUAUGGAUGGCCUGAAGAUAUUUGGUUCCACGUGGACAAGCUCUCAUCUGCCCAUGUAUAUCUAAGAAUGCCCAAGGGUACAACGAUAGAAGACAUACCAAAAGAAGUCUUGAUUGACUGUACUCAGCUGGUCAAAAACAACAGCAUUCAAGGUUGCAAAAUGAACAAUAUUAAUGUUGUCUACACACCAUGGGGCAAUCUCAAAAAAACAGCAGACAUGGAUGUCGGGCAGAUAGGCUUCCAUCGGCAGAAGGAGGUGAAAAUUGUGGCAGUAGAAAAGAAAAUCAACGAAAUCAUCAACAGACUAGAGAAAACACAAGAGGAGCGCUAUCCUGAUCUUGCUGCUGAGAAGGAGUCCCGGGACAGAGAGGAAAGAAGCGAGAAAAAGGCUCAAUUACAAGAGCAGAAGAAAAAGGAGAAGGAAGAAAUGAAGAUGAAAAAAGAGAUGGAAGAAUUAAGGAAUUAUUCAUUUAUAGAUGGCUAUGAUUCAGAUGACUUCAUGUAA
Cyprinus carpio (common carp) is the source of this 758-nucleotide messenger RNA. RefSeq names its product coiled-coil domain-containing protein 25. The record is from RefSeq and is a predicted model, not a curated record. Bases 165 to 758 code for a protein of 197 amino acids. The transcript is spliced from 9 exons. Lineage: Eukaryota; Metazoa; Chordata; Actinopteri; Cypriniformes; Cyprinidae.